UCCUGUUCCCAACCACGUGGGCAGCGGGAUGGCGGGCGGCGCGGCGGGCGAGGCGCAGUGCCUCAGCUACACGGGGUGCAACUUCCUGCGGCAGCGCCUGGUGCUGGCCACGCUCAGCGGGCGCCCGCUGAAGAUCCGCAAGAUCCGCGCCAAGGAGGAGGACCCCGGCCUCCGCGAUUUUGAAGCAAGUUUUAUUCGUCUGAUUGACAAAGUGACCAAUGGCUCGCGGAUUGAAAUAAACCAAACAGGUACCACCUUGUACUAUCAGCCUGGUCUUCUGUAUGGAGGCUCGCUGGAACAUGACUGCAGCCCCAGUCGUGGUAUUGGCUACUAUUUGGAAAGUCUGCUCUGCUUGGCUCCUUUCAUGAAGCAUCCAUUGAAGAUUGUCUUGAGGGGAGUAACAAAUGAUCAAGUAGAUCCUUCAGUUGAUGUCCUUAAGGCAACAGCUCUACCCCUUCUGAAGAAGUUUGGAAUUGAUGGUGAAAGUCUGGAAAUCAAGAUCAACCGAAGAGGAAUGCCUCCCAAAGGGGGUGGAGAGAUACUGUUUGCUUGCCCAGUGAGAAAGGUCUUGCAGCCUGUUCAGUUCACAGACCCUGGAAAAAUCAAGCGCAUCAGAGGAACUGCAUACUCUGUCCGAGUGUCACCACAGAUGGCAAACAGAAUGGUGGAAUCUGCAAGGGGCAUCCUGAAUAAAUUCCUCCCGGACAUCUAUAUCUACACAGAUCAUAUGAAGGGGGUCAGCUCUGGAAAAUCACCAGGUUUUGGCAUGUGCCUUACUGCAGAAACCAUCAAUGGCGCUAUUCUCAGUGCUGAGCUAGCCUCAAACCCUCAGGGCCAGGGAGCAGCUGUGCUUCCUGAGGAACUGGGCCAGAGUUGUGCUAAGCUGCUGCUUGAGGAGGUCUACAGAGGAGGCUGUGUAGAUUCAACAAAUCAAAGCCUUGCUCUGCUCCUUAUGACACUUGGACAGCGUGAUGUUUCCAAAGUCCUGUUGGGACCUCUGUCACCAUACACAAUUGAGUUUCUGCGACACCUCAGAAGCUUCUUCCAGAUCAUGUUUAAAAUUGAAACCAAGACCACUGAGGAAGAACACACAGGCGGGGAGAAAGUCUUAAUGACAUGUGUUGGCAUUGGAUUUUGCAACCUCAGUAAAACUAUAAGAUAAAAAGCAUCUACAGACUUUGUGAAAGACAGAAAAUGCUGCAAAGAUCUGAUAAAACCUACCUGUCUGUGUACUUUGGCACAGGGAGACCUGUGAUGAUUCCAGGUGGGGGUAUCCAAGCUCACUGCAUGUAAACAAUAAAGCUGACAUUAGACUAUUUAGAUCUGUGCUAUUUAUAAAUGCAAUGCCAGUAUUCUGUGCUUAGAGUGGCUCUCUGGAGUCUCAGCUGACUUGGGACUCUUUGCACUGUAUUCCACUGAAUAGGACACAAGUGCCUCAUGUCACUGUGGUCUCAAGCCUUAAUGAGGUGAGUGCUCUGGUUUUAUGUAUUUACUGAUUUCACUCAUUUUUUUCUGAAAGGUUUAGAUAGAGAGGGAAAACAAAAUUGACCAAAACAAGCUUUGCAUCGCAAAACAAAUUACCACAAUGGAAAUAUUUGUUUCUUUAGAUAAUUGCAGAAAUGAUACUGGCAUGAAAAUUAAAGUAAAUUCUUUGUUUAUA
Molecule: messenger RNA, 1660 nt
Organism: Pseudopodoces humilis (Tibetan ground-tit)
Lineage: Eukaryota; Metazoa; Chordata; Aves; Passeriformes; Paridae
Gene: RCL1
Product: RNA terminal phosphate cyclase like 1
Biological process (GO): ribosome biogenesis; endonucleolytic cleavage of tricistronic rRNA transcript (SSU-rRNA, 5.8S rRNA, LSU-rRNA)
Cellular component (GO): nucleolus
Molecular function (GO): RNA endonuclease activity
Source: RefSeq, a predicted model, not a curated record